AUGACCAUAGUCUGUUACGGCGACGAGCUGGAGUCAGGUCAAGGCCUCGAUGAGGACGAUGAGCUGGUGUCAGGUCAGGGCCCCGAUGAGGACGAUGAGCUGGAGUCAGGUCAAGGCCCCGAUGAGGACGAUGAGCUGGCGCCAGGUCAAGGCCCCGAUGAGGACGAUGAGCUGGAGUCAGGUCAAGGCCCCGAUGAGGACGAUGAGCUGGAGUCAGGUCAAGGCCCCGAUGAGGACGAUGAGCUGGAGUCAGGUCAGGGCCCCGAUGAGGACGAUGAGCUGGAGUCAGGUCAGGGCCCCGAUGAGGACGAUGAGCUGGAGUCAGGUCAGGGCCCCGAUGAGGACGAUGAGCUGGAGUCAGGUCAGGGCCCCGAUGAGGACGAUGAGCAUGAAGUUGAGCUUCCCUGA
Messenger RNA from Knipowitschia caucasica, 408 nucleotides. Lineage: Eukaryota; Metazoa; Chordata; Actinopteri; Gobiiformes; Gobiidae. The record is from the annotation of a GenBank genome assembly.